Astyanax mexicanus (Mexican tetra) is the source of this 3231-nucleotide messenger RNA. It is a transcript of the gene rad21b, whose product is annotated as RAD21 cohesin complex component b. The transcript has 14 exons. Gene Ontology annotation, molecular function: protein binding; chromatin binding. The record is from RefSeq and is a predicted model, not a curated record. Gene Ontology annotation, biological process: replication-born double-strand break repair via sister chromatid exchange; synaptonemal complex assembly; mitotic sister chromatid cohesion. Gene Ontology annotation, cellular component: synaptonemal complex; cohesin complex. NCBI's taxonomy places the organism in Eukaryota, Metazoa, Chordata, Actinopteri, Characiformes, Acestrorhamphidae. The coding region runs from base 184 to 2094 and encodes 636 amino acids.
ACACGGCGCCAUUUUGUUUGGUUGUAGCUCCCCGGACUGUGCUGUAGGAGGAGGCGGAGGAGGAGGAGGAGGGCUGGAGAAGGAUAUAUCACUGCGUGCGGCGGCAAAAUAAGGAACGCUACGAUAGGAGCGUGUUGUGUUGGUCGUCCCCCACCACCUCACUUGUGAGAAGGUGCUGGGACGAUGUUCUACGCCCACUUUGUGCUGAGCAAACGUGGGCCGCUGGCCAAAAUCUGGCUGGCGGCCCACUGGGAUAAGAAGCUGACCAAGGCACAUGUGUUUGAGUGCAACCUGGAGAGCAGUGUGGAAAGCAUCAUCUCCCCGAAGGUGAAAAUGGCUCUCCGUACAUCUGGUCACUUACUACUAGGUGUUGUCCGGAUUUACCACAGAAAAGCCAAGUACCUGCUUGCUGACUGCAAUGAGGCCUUCAUUAAGAUCAAAAUGGCCUUUCGUCCAGGUGUGGUUGAUCUGCCUGAGGAGAACCGAGAAGCUGCCUACAAUGCCAUCACCUUACCCGAGGAGUUUCAUGACUUUGACCAGCCUCUUCCUGACCUAGAUGAUAUUGACGUUGCUCAGCAGUUCUGCCUGAAUCAGUCUCGUGUGGAGGAAAUCACCAUGCGAGAGGAAGUGGGCAACUUGAAUUUGCUGCAAGAAAAUGAUUUUGCGGAUUUUGGAAUGGAUGAUCGAGAGAUGAUGCGAGAGGAGAGCGCGUUUGAGGUGGACAUUAUCCACGGAGCUUCUGCUUCUAACCUGCUGCUUGAGCCCGAGUCAAGCAGUGGACAGAUAACUGAUAAAUCCAACCACCUUGAGUACGACCAGUACAAAGAUGAUUUUGGAGACAACCCUAUGGAGAGCACCGAGGGUGGCAUGCUGGUGGACAAGCUUCUCAGUAAUGAAGAUGGAGGUGGCAUUUUUGACGAUCCUCCUGCCAUUGCGGAGAGUGUCAUGAUGCCGCAGGAUCAUGGUGGGGAUGACGAUGACGAUUUUGACAACCUGUCCCCGGCAGGAGGUCCAGACAGUCCAGACUCUGGUCCAGUGGAGCAGCUUCCCACAAUGACUGACCAGACUGAGCAGACAACACUGGUGCACAACGAAGAGGAGGCUUUCGCCCUGGAGCCAAUUGACAUCACAGUGAAGGAAACCAAAGCUAAGAGGAAGAGGAAGCUAAUUGUGGACAGCGUGAAGGAGCUGGACAGCAAGACAAUCCGGGCUCAGCUGAGUGAUUACUCAGAUAUUGUCACCACUCUGGAUCUGGCACCUCCUACUAAGAAGCUGAUGAUGUGGAAGGAGACAGGAGGAGUGGAGAAGCUCUUCUCUCUGCCUGCUCAACCUCUCUGGAACAGCAGGCUGCUUAAGAUGUUCACAAGGUGCCUGACCCCGCUCGUGCCAGAAGAGCUGAGGAAGAGGAGGAAGGGUGGUGAGGCAGACAGUCUGGAUGAGUUCCUCAAAGACCUGGAGAACCCUGAGGUACCCAGAGAGGAGACCUUAACACAGCAGAGGGACAUUAUUGAUCAGACCAUCUUGGAGGAGCCUAGUGUGUUGCAGGCCUCUGCCAUGGAGGGCAGUCGUACCACCUUGGAUGAAUCGGUCAUGCCUCCCCCCUCUGGCCCCCGGGGCCAGAAGCUCAAAGCCCAGGACGCAGAGCCUGCCUUACCUAUGCUGGAGGAUGACCGCUCCUCUAUUGUUUCCACACGGAUCAAUGUGCAGCCAGUGGAGCUCCCUCCAGAAGAGCCUACUAACAUCGCCCAGCUUAUUCCAGAGCUGGACCUCCUUGGAGAGAAGAGCAAGGAGAAGAAGGAUGAUGAUGAUGAUGAAGAGGAGGAGGAGGGCCAGGGUGGCGAUCAGGACCAAGAGGAGAGGAGAUGGAAUAAAAGGACCCAGCAAAUGCUACAUGGCCUGCAGAGGGUGAUUGCCAAGACUGGAGCAGAAUCAAUCAGCCUGCUAGAACUUUGCAAGAAUAACAACAAGAAGCAGGCAGCAGCCAAGUUCUACAGCUUCCUUGUGCUGAAGAAGCAGCAGGCAGUGGAACUUACCCAGGCCGAGCCCUACAGUGACAUCAUUGCCACUCCUGGUCCCAGAUUUCACAUUAUAUAGACUACCACUCCAUACAGUCAAGUGACUUUACACUGGCAGGUUUAUUAUUUUACUGUUUUUGUUUGUAUAUGAUGUUACAUUUAUGUCAUUGUGUAUUUUUAUUGCAACCUACAUGUGCUGUCUUGUCUCUCAAGUAGAAUAAGAUUCUUAUGUUGGGACAGGAUUUGGAGCUCUUAUUUUAUAUAGAAUCGUGUUGCAGUCAUGUUGCAUUUACUAUGAACACUACAGAGCAACAGUAGGUUUGUAGCUUUGAGCACUAUUUAAAAAUUGAUUUCAGAUAGGUUUCAUGUUGGUUCCGUUAUGAUUAAGACUUUAUUAAUGGUCAUUUGUUUGUCCAACAUUUCUUAUUUACAUUUGUGACUGGACAAGGUCCACUCAUUGUGCAUGCUCCAAGUAGAAUAUGUUGGCUGACUUAAAAUAGGUUUGCUUGCAUUUUCAAUAGACUGAUGGUUCUCCUCUGCAUAAGCUAAGUAUCAAAAGAAGUGCUCCGAAAUAUCACAAUAAUGUUUGAGGUACCAAAAGGACAAAAGUUCUGUCAGGAAAAACAAGUGUAAAAAGGUAAGCUGGGAUGGAUGGCUUUGUGUUGAAGGCUAUCCAAGUCUUUUAAGAAUUGAGUACGGUUGUGUUACAAAGUUUACAUGGAAAUGGUUGUUGCCCCAAAGCUCUUAGAGCAUGAAUGUUAUGAACAUGCACCCAAGGGCAGCUUUGAGUUUGUCAUCCUGACAAAACUGAAAUGAGACUGAUUGUUAUUUACUGUGAUAAGCAUUAGAUAAAAUGCUAUAUUGAUAUUGUGCCAUUUGUUUAAAAUGUUUUUUUCUUUAUCUGUUCUGUAAGCACUCUGAAAAAAUACGUAUGUGUUUUUUGUCUUCAGUUGCUGUUAUCUAUGAAAAGCUCAAAUCUUUUUAAAAUGUUGUUACAGAAAUUAUGACUAUUUGUUUUUAUAUUCUACUUUAUGUGACAUGUUAUCAUGUCCCGUUACAGUUCAUACUUGCCUUGUAAGCUUCUAUUCUGUUUGUUUUUAUGAAAACUGUUGAAAAUACUAAGUAUUACAUCACUUUUUGUUAUUGUAUGCUUGUAGCCUUGAACUGAUACAUGUGUUAUCUAAUUUUUGUAAUAAAAUGUUGAAAAAUGUUAAAA